Molecule: messenger RNA, 1239 nt
Organism: Symbiodinium natans
Lineage: Eukaryota; Dinophyceae; Suessiales; Symbiodiniaceae
Source: the annotation of a GenBank genome assembly
AUGCGCUAUCUCGGUGACUCGAGGAGUACUGUGGCAGCAGACAAGGAGCUGCCGGAGUGGGGUUACAAUGUCGGCGUGUUGGGCGGCUUGCGGUUGAGUCUGGCGGAGGAGCCGAAACCUGCGCUGGGCCGGGGCCUGGGACUGUCGAAAGUCUUUGGGUGGCAGGAUGCUGGCCGACGAUAUGACAUUGUUGUGCUCGGGGCCACCGGAUUUACAGGACGGCUCAUGGUUGAGCAUUUGGAUGGGCUCCUUUGUGGGCAGGCACAAAGCCCGAAGAAGUGGGCAAUCGCCGGCCGAAAUAUGCAAAGGUUGCGCACCUUGUGUUCGUCGUGCCGGUCUUCGCCAGACGUGCUGCUAGCUGACAGCCAGGCUUCAUUGGACGAGGUUGCGCGCCAAUGCGUUGUCCUCAUCGCUGCGGCAGGCCCGUACUCUCAGUGCGGGGAGAUGGCAGUUCGCGCUUGCGUGGCGAGCCGUACACAUUACGUGGAUGUGUCCGGCGAGACUGUGUGGAUGCAUGAGAUGCUGCAGCGCUACCACGCGGAAGCGAAGCAACAGGGCAUCCUCCUUGUUCAGGCAGCGGCGCAGGUGUGCGCCGUUGACGACAUCAACUGCUACUUGCUGGCCCAGAAGCUGGGCCCGUUGAAACAGUUCCGGGAGUAUUUCUUUCAGUUCGGUGGAACCACAGGUGGUACCUUUGCGAGCAGCGCCUCGGGCAUGGAGGACAUGACGGAGGAGAAGCUCAAGGUCACCAGCUCGGCAACUCUUGCCUUGCAUCCAUAUUCCUGCGGUAGCCCGUGCCGCAGGAUGUUAAAGGGCUGCGUGGUCCAGUCAUCGAGUAUGCACGAGCAGGCAACCAGUCCGGAAGUCUUGACCUUGUUGUCCCACCUGGAGAAUGGGCCGCUCAGUGAUCCUGUGCUGACCUGGGCCCUUCUGGCUCCACCUCUGCCUGAGAAGGACUUGACACCGCCACCGGGCCUGGGCGAGCCAGGCUUUGCGGGCAACCUGUUGGACGAGAAGAUGCAGCUCCAUCUGACGAAGCAGUGCCAUCCCUGCGUGGCAUUUGCCUUCAAGAAGGACCGAUGCUGGAAGGGCGACGCCUGCUCCCACUGCCACAUCUGCAGCCCGGAUGAAGCCAAAGCCCGCCGCCGCGAACUGCAGGAGCGGGCCAGGAAGCUCAAGCGUGUGCAGAAGGCAGUAGAGAAGGCAGAGCGGGGCGAGGGGGCCUCACUCUGGCUCUGA